AUGUUUCUCCAUGGCGGUGCGCUGGUCACGCUGAUGGUAAUCAUCUCCCAAUCCUCAGCACGAUCUCCCGGCAACAGUGUGUGGAAACGCGCCGUCUUAGAGGAGGUGACCUCCCCCCACUUAUGUUUCACUGCUCCGGACCCCGCUAGCCUCUCUCACUCUCCUUCCACUGCAUUCAGAGAAGGAUCACAUGUGGACAGACUCAUGGGAAUGCCAUUCAAUGGGCCGAAAGAUUCUAAGGAUGCUAUGGUGGAGACACGCGACGGACCAGGAGCACACACCCGCGUCACUAGGACUCCCACAACCUUUAAUCCAGUACCACAAGGGAAGACAAUAUCGUUGAAACAGUUCCGGAUCAUCGCUCCCCGGGUGACGGGCAUAAACCCUGUCGAUAUUCGUCGGAUACUUAGGGGUUUUGAAUCACGGUCCCACAGAAAUCAGAGGUUUGUUGUGCUCUCAGAGAUAAUUGAUGUCGUGUUAAGUUGGAUGGCGGCCAGCGAGCACCCACGUCUUCCAGAAAUAGCAUCGAAAGGUCAUAAACAGCUGCUGGAAGAGUGGGCUUCACAGUUCGACUAUAUGCACUUUGAUGAAAUGCUUGAAUACUCCCGUCCCGAACUAUCAGGAACUAAAAAGACUUACAUCAAAAGAUUUGCAUUGGGGAAUGGCGAAAGAAAUGAAUACCACUUGGCCACUCAAACUCACUGGAGUCAUGCAAAGGUCGAGGCGCUCUACGAAGAAUGGAAAGCAAGCCACAAGUCUUUCAAAUUUCAUGUACUGGACUUUUGGGAAGGUUUCCUGAGCUUGUUCAAAAGAAAGCCGGAGUGA
Puccinia graminis f. sp. tritici CRL 75-36-700-3 is the source of this 825-nucleotide messenger RNA. RefSeq lists its product as uncharacterized. Bases 1 to 825 code for a protein of 274 amino acids. The transcript is spliced from 8 exons. Lineage: Eukaryota; Fungi; Basidiomycota; Pucciniomycetes; Pucciniales; Pucciniaceae. The record is from RefSeq and is a predicted model, not a curated record.